AUGCCCCAUAUCUAACAGACAGCGCUUUAAAAGGAGCAGUUUCCGACAGCUCCCGUUAUCAGAAUCAGGUGUCAGGAAUGCCAGUCCAAUUCCUGACAUUCCUACGUGAGCCCGGCUGUAGUAUAAAAGAGUGGAGAGGUGCUGCUGUGGCAUCCAACAUCCAAACAGCUACCAGGGAAAGACGCCAAAGAGCAUCGAACCAAUCAUCUCUACAUCCAUCCGCUGAUACAAGGAACUCAGAGAGAAACAUGCAUCUGUGCACCAUUCCUGUCUGCAGCCUCCUGCUCAUCUUAAACCUGCAGCUGAUCAGCUCAUAUCCAGUCAGCACCGGCUUGACUGACACUGACCUGGACAUCUUAAAGGUGAUCCUCAACAGACUGGAGGAGUCAGUAUCCGAACAGACCGAGGUAGACCAGAGAGUCUCUGCAGAGAGGGACAGUCUGGAUGGAGACGAGGCAGCAGCUGAUGUUCAGCAGCCUCAAAUCGACCUGGACGAGGAGAUGAUCAGAGAGUUUCUGUCUGCCAAGAAUCUGAAGAGCGUCCGCAACAACGACUCAUCCAAGAGGUCCUCUGGAUGCUUUGGCAGGCGGAUGGACCGGAUAGGAUCCAUGAGCUCUCUGGGCUGCAACACUGUCGGCAAAUACAAUCCAAAGUAAAGAUGAAGUCUUACCAUCUUAAUUGUGGAACUGCAACGUCUCUACCAAAGCAUAUUUUUAUUUCAAUGCUAUUUAUUUACUAAUAUUUAUUGAAUUAUAUUUGUG
Notolabrus celidotus (New Zealand spotty) is the source of this 761-nucleotide messenger RNA. It is a transcript of the gene nppb, whose product is annotated as natriuretic peptide B. Gene Ontology annotation, cellular component: nucleus; extracellular region; cytoplasm. The record is from RefSeq and is a predicted model, not a curated record. Lineage: Eukaryota; Metazoa; Chordata; Actinopteri; Labriformes; Labridae. Gene Ontology annotation, molecular function: hormone receptor binding; hormone activity. Gene Ontology annotation, biological process: cGMP biosynthetic process; neuropeptide signaling pathway; negative regulation of systemic arterial blood pressure. The transcript has 3 exons. Bases 78 to 656 code for a protein of 192 amino acids.